Messenger RNA from Epinephelus fuscoguttatus (brown-marbled grouper), 2470 nucleotides. Its product is annotated as inactive phospholipid phosphatase 7. Gene Ontology annotation, cellular component: nuclear envelope. Gene Ontology annotation, molecular function: sphingosine-1-phosphate phosphatase activity. The transcript is spliced from 3 exons. The record is from RefSeq and is a predicted model, not a curated record. The coding region runs from base 531 to 1415 and encodes 294 amino acids. Lineage: Eukaryota; Metazoa; Chordata; Actinopteri; Perciformes; Serranidae.
CCUCAGCAGAGCGCAAUGCGGAGGCUGAAUCGGGAUCGUGCGUAAACCUACGUCAAAUCCGCACGGAAACACCAAAUGCUGCACUGGCUGGGCUGCCUCUCCCGCACCCCUUUGUUUAUGGCUUUGGCUCAUGGUUAACUGUUUGAGGUUUUGCCUGCAUCGCUUUAUAAGCUACUGUAGAUCCCUGUCUCUCUGCUUGCUGCCUGGAUAUCAGAGGUGUGAUGGAGGCUGCAGGGCAGAUUUAGAGUGAUGCUUCAUAUUCAUCCUGCGCUUGAUCGGGUUUCACUGGAUUGGCCGAGGCAGAUGCCAUUCAAUAGCUCCGCUCUCCCAGCGUGCAUGGGUCGUGUAUAAACAGCAUGGCCAUCACACAUUCCACUGGGUCUAAAUAUAUCUAUUAAGGCCACAGGAGGGGGAGGACUGGUGUAGGGGGCUUUCACUGUGGUGGUGAACUCGCACCACUUCAAUUAUCUUCCACAGAUUGACAAUCGGUUGUUGCACCCACAGAGGAGAAACUUGGCCCUAUCCAAAACAUGCCCUCCAGUUACACUGUGAGAUCCAGGGCGCGGGAGAGAAACAGCGUCCUGAGCAGACCUGAGUUCAUAUCCCUGAACCAGCCGCUCCGAGGCGGCGGAGGUGGAGGUGGCGGUGUUGGCCCCUCUGAGAGCCGAGGCAGCUCGAGGCGACCGGGUCAAAUCAAGCACCAAACAAGCCAGCCGAGCGAGGAACCUACCGACAGUGGCAGCAAGGACAGGAGAGAGCCCAGCAAGAUGCCAGAGGAUGACUGCAUGCAGCUGAACCCUUCAUUCAAGGGGAUAGCGAUGAACUCCCUCCUCGCCAUUGACAUCUGUCUGUCCAAGCGCAUGGGGGUGUGCGCCUACACGUCGUCCUCCUGGGGAGGCUGCCGCUCCAUGGUCGCCCUGUUGGCGCUCACAGGGCACGGCAUCACGUGGAUCAUUGGCACUAUCGUGUGUCUCACCAGGAGUAACACUCUGGCUGGACAAGAGGUCCUGGUCAACCUGCUGCUUGCCCUCAUUCUUGAUGUCAUGACCGUUGCUGGAGUCCAGAGACUGGUGAAGCGCAGGGGACCCUGGGAAAUGACGCCAGGCUUCAUGGACUGCGUUGCCAUGGACAUCUACUCCUUCCCCGCUGCUCAUGCCAGCCGGGCCGCCAUGGUCUCCAAGUUCCUGCUGUCCCACCUGGUCCUGGCUGUGCCGCUGCGCAUCCUGUUGGUGCUGUGGGCCCUCCUGGUGGGCAUGUCCCGGGUGCUGCUGGGGAAACACCACCUAACUGAUAUGGUGUGUGGCUUUGCGCUGGGCAUGCUCCACUUCAGCUUGAUGGAGACGGUGUGGCUCUCAUCAAGCACCUGUCAGACUCUUAUCUCCAUAAGCACAUUCAGCUGGAGCCCCUUUUUCUGAGCUUUUAAUACGAGGCUCUGCUAGCACACAAGGUUCAUUUGAUACACUGUCUCUGCAACAUAAAGGACUUGAGGUCUUAUGAAGUUAUUUUUGCAAGGGUCUGAAGUUCUUAUGGGAACAGAGAAACAUUCGUAUUUGGAUAUUUGGAAUCAGAUGCUGGCUUGCAUGUAACAGCCAAGGAAAGCAGGUCACAAGACAUUACGAAACCUUUAUAAUGCUUCACAAAUCCUAGAACCUUCAGUCAAACCUACUAAAACACACCUCGAACUGAAAAUGUACAUGAAGGAUUUUCUUUUUAGAUCUUUUAAUUCUCAUGCAUGAAAACUGCUACCAUCCAUAACUGAACCUCUUUCUAUUCAGCAAAGUCUCUCUUGAGUUGAUAUGCCACUUCCUCUUUGCCAUCUUACUUCCUUUUAUCUUUCUUUCCCGCUACCUCUUCCUCUAUUCUCCUUUUUUUUAAAAAAAAAAAAUAUAUAUAUAUAUAUAUAUAUAUAUAUAUAUAUAUGCUUUUUUUGGUAUUGUAAAAUACUUAAACCUUGUUGAGCACUGAAUAGAGUUUGGUGUAGGGCUGUAUUAUUGGACGUAACUCUAAAGUGUAUAAAGUAAUCAUCGUUUGGAUAUUCCACAUUGUUAUUGAUUGGCAUGACUAUUAUGUUUGUAUAUUUCUGAUGGGAUUCUGUUCUUGUUACUGAACGUUUAAUAUGAACUUGUUUUGAUGCCACUGAAUUUAGCUGCUUGUGUUAAACAAAAUGUCAUGUGCAAGAAGAAAUAUUUUUCUUACAGGGUGAGAUAUCAUUUCCUUUCAGCGUGCCAUGUGAUUUCAUGAGUUCUUUUUUUAGAAGACAUUUCUCUUCAGCUCUAACAGAUGCUUAUGUUUUGUUGGUGAUGGUGCCCCACAAGACAAGGGAAGUUUUGGACAACUUUUCUGUUUGGAUUUAUUUUUUAAUGGACCUUCGAAAUGAGUUUUUUUUUUUUUUUUUUUUUUGUGGCAAACUUUUUUGUGGUUUGGUGUGUAAAUACAGUUUUGUGUACAUUAAUUCAUUUUAUUCUGUACA